AUGUCCUUGACGCUGGAAAGCCAGAUCCAGCAGAGUCUCGAGGCCGACAUCGCCAAUGGCAAACUCUCGGCCGUCAGGGAACUUUACCAGUUAACAGACCCAGAUGGACAGCCCAGUCUACUAGAACAGAUCGCUGCACUCGCUGCAAAGCACAUUCAGCUUGACAUUAUAGACUGGGUAUUCACUGAAGGUUUCCAGGUACCUCUUGAAACACUAAAUGACGAGUUCUACUUCCAAGUAUGCGCCGCUGGAUCACUUGGGUUGUGGAAAAGAGUUGUCAAGAAUGGCUUCAACCUAAAUGGCCAUCGCAGUGAGUACAUAGGUGAUGCUCUGAGCCUGGCAGCAUACGAGGGUAAUAUUGACAUUGUACGCUUCCUUUUGGAAAAUGGACAGGAUCCAAAUGAUUCCUGGGCAGGGUAUGAUGAUAUGGAACCGAGCGUGGCUGCUGUCGCGCAUAUUGCGGCAGCUGAAAUGGGCAAUAUGGAAGCACUGAAGUUACUGGUAGAGCAUGGCGCAGAUUUGGAGGAGGCCCGCGGGUGGUGGUUCAAUUGUGGUGUGGAAGGGGAUGUAUGGGGGACUGCACUGUAUCGAGCAGCCUUUAAGGGCCAGAGAGAUUCUGUGGCGUAUCUGCUAGACAAGGGAGCCAGCACCAGGUUCAAGGAUGAAAAGGGGCGGUCUAUCAUGUGGGCGGCGAGACAAGGGGAUAAUAAAGAGGUGAUCAGCCUGCUGCUGGAUGUUGGGCUGGAGGGAGAAUGA
Molecule: messenger RNA, 756 nt
Organism: Aspergillus niger
Lineage: Eukaryota; Fungi; Ascomycota; Eurotiomycetes; Eurotiales; Aspergillaceae
Exons: 2
Coding region: 1-756 (251 amino acids)
Biological process (GO): RNA processing
Molecular function (GO): RNA nuclease activity; RNA binding; protein binding
Source: RefSeq, a predicted model, not a curated record